AUGUCGCCGUUAGUCGGAAUUUUUGCUAUAACUUUGCUAAGUUCCAUACUUUACAAUAAAUUUGAUGCAAAUUCGCGAGCGACAACUACGCGAAAGAAUCCGUAUUAUAGUUUUGAAAAGUCGAACGCGAAAAGCGGAGGGAUGGAAAAUUCAAAAGAUGAAAGGCAGAGUUCGAAAUUUUGGAACGAAAAAGAAGAUGAAGCUGGUUUUGCUUUCGAAAAUAUUAGCGAAUUGGAUGUCUGUAUUUUUACGGUGAGUCACAAUCGAUCUAGUAAGUUCAUUGGCGCAGUAAUUUUCAAAAAAAUAUGUUGUGUAAGUCGGAAUCUUUUGUUACUGGUUUGAAAUUUCUUCUCCUGGCUUUACAAUUAAAAUAUUGCCAUCUUGUUACGACCCAGAUGUCAAAUGUUCUAUUUUUCUUGUCAUUGUUCUGAAAAUUCCCUUUUUCUAUAUCAUGUCGCUGAUUUGUGUAUAAAGAGGCUAUUGAAAGAGUCAAACAUGCUUAUUUUGAUCGCAAAAUAUGUUAAUUUGUGCAUAGCGCGACGUAUCAUUUACCGUUGAAUCUAAAACGUUUUUAUCAUGUAGGUUGUUGCUGGAAACCAAAAGUUCUGUAAAGAAAAAACUGACGAGAAUUUGGAUCGUUUGACUUUGCUAAUGAUGUCAUGUCACACCGCGGGUGAAGAUAACAAGUUUCCGAAAUGUACAAGUGAAAAGGUAAAUAGGUAACAUAUAAUUGCUAGCUAAAGGCCGAUUUACUACGCCUAAAACUGUCGCAUUCAAUCUGCUUACAACUUGAGUUGUACUGUGUAAAUCAAGCACACAACUCACCUACGUUGUGUAGUGUAAAUCAAGCACAAAACGUGCCUACAUUGUUGUAGUUGUGUAGUGUAAAUUGGCCUUAAGGCUUCACAUCCAUUCACACAAGACAGAAUGAAUCUCGCACGCGUGUUGAGGCUUGUACAGUUUCAGACGGCACGUAUGAAACGGGGUGAAUUAGCAUACGGUUCCAAACCUCCCAGCUGCUGACAAUGUACUCAAUUAAAUAUGUCGAGUUAUCCUUUACGCUUUUAGACGUUUGCAGAAUGCAUUUCAAGUUUGAACACAGCGAAUUUAGAAAUGUUCAAAAAUGUGAAGAAACGCGCCUUAACGGUUUGUCAAGAAGUAAGCCAGCAAUUAUUCAUGAUCAACAGUCAGCGGCGUGCUCAAGCCUUACUGGAAACAGCGCAACUCCACUCGUCCGUAAUGACGUCAUUCAAGGUAAGAAUUACUUAUGAACUUUAUAUUCAGCAUAUACUAGAAUAAAUGAAUGAAUGAAUGGAUGGCAUGGAGAACAGUGGGAUUUUCAAAAUAAUAAAACGACAAUGGAACAUUCUGAUCACUGGAUCGUGACUGGAUGGCUUGGAGAACAGUGGGAUUUUUAAAACAAUGAAAAGACAAUGGAACAUUCUGAUCUCUGGAUCAUACCUGGAUGAUAUUGCGGAACAUAACGGUGGAAUUUUGAAAUAUAACAAGUAGUUCUACCUUUUUCAUCUUAGGACAACCAAAAAUUAUUGGAAAAUAUAACAUCACAAACGUUGAUCCGUCUUCGCGCUCAGCGUGUGGCGUUCAUGAAAGACAUGCGACUGUUCAAGAAAUACUUCACGAAAAACGAGAGUUUGUUGAUGGAGGCAGCCCAGGCGCAUCUCACAUUGCUCUCACGACAUAAAGAAAUCAUUGGUGGCUUGGAAAAAGAUGUCAAUGUUUUGACUGAAGGAUUUUUCCAAAGCUUAGGUUAGCUCGUUGUUUGUAAGAACUGAAUUAUGAAGCUCAAAUAUGAUCUGGUCGAAGGUUUACCUGAGACUGGUUGACACUAUCAAAGUUUCUGUGAUCACAGUAGGAAUUUUGCAUAGGCAAAUUCUAAGUUUUGAAAAAUUUGUAAGAAAUGUUUGAGGAAACCAAUUGAGUGUUUAACACUAAGUCAGUGCCCUCAAACAUUUCUUACAAAUCUUUCAAAACUUAGAAUUUACUUAUGCAAAUUGUCAAGGUGCCCUCGACCUACAGUAGCAGGCUCAACUGUUAAUAGUAAAGGACAGCGCGCCAGCCGUUUCUUUUCCCCGUGCUAACCACUGGUCUAUUUCUUGGUUUGAUAUCGAGUCCAAAAAUAUUUUCUCUUCUUUAUAGAUGCGAUGCAGGACAACUUCACAGCGUUCAGUGUGAAGAUUUUUGAGAAACAUCGAGAGAUAAUGGCGAACCUCAAUCGAGUUGAAAAUACGGCGGAUAAAAUCUUAAAACAACUAGGUAAGUAAUUGUUUUUGUUUGUGGAAACACCACGUAAAUUUAUUACUGCAUAAUAAUUAACAACUAGGUAAGUAUUUACACCUUCAAAUGAGAUUUGGUCAAGAAGGAACAUGUACUAUUUAUCGUGUCACCAACAUCAAACCUUGGUCACAGAGAUGAAUUAAGGUCCUUGCUACUCUCACUUUUCUUUUUUUGUUGAUUUUUGUGCUCUUAGUGUUGUUUUCCCACAUCAAAUUUCCGUCUCGUUAUUUUGUAGAAAUGAUGGAGGAAUAUGACCAUACAGUAACUUUGAAAAAUGUAAGUGACUUUCAGUGCGUUGCGAGGCAAGAGAUGAUUGAUUAACUUUGAUAUUUAUAUAUCAUGAGUACCACAGAUAAUCAAAAGAAUUAACAUUAUUUCUCACUCUGAAAAACUACCAGUUGAUUGCCAUUUACGGCACAAUAAUGCAUCCAAUUUUCCAUCUAUAGGUUUUCAAUUGGAUAAUGGCGAAUCUUUGGCGUUCCCGUGAGGUCAUAUGUGUCGUUCUUUCCUCGUUUCUGAUAAUUUAUGGUUUAGUGCUUCGAAGCAAAAUAUUUACAUGGAUAAAGUUCGUGUUAAUGGCAUCAGUAAUUGGAGGGAUCUUUUUGCAAUACGAAUAUGUCGGUCUGUUGAUAGCCGCAUGGUUUAUGUCUAUAUUGGGAGGUAAGUUUUUGUAUUCAAUAUCAGUUUAUCACAUAUACGUGAAACUACUCGAAAAUAUAAAAAAAAUUGUCUUUGAAGUUUCAAGCACUUUGUCAUGAAGUUACAGUGCAUAAUUCUGACGAAGGGCCUUGAUUGCUGAAAAUCUUUUCCAGGCAGUUCAGACACAUGUUCUGACAACUUUAAUUAUUAACUUAUAUUAUUAAAACCGGAAAAUUAACCGUUAAAAUUAUCUUUUUUAGAAAUAUGUAUAUGGUGCUUCAGUUCCUUAACUAAUGGUAGAAUAGAGAGGGCGGAGACAGAAAUGAAUACUUCUGUGAGGCAUAGUUCAGUAUUAUCUGGGAUGCAGGAAAAUAAAGCAGGGGAAACAAGUAGUGAAAGUGGUACUUCGAAUGAUAGCUUGGGACACGACAGUGGUAAUCGUAAUAAUGUUAGAUCUAGCGUUGCAGUACCUGAGAGUACAACAAGGGAUUCGAGUGGUGAAAACUACAACAUUAAAGGUGACAAUAUGGGACCUCAUAGUACUUCAGUGCGUGGACUGCCAGAGAGCACAAGUGGUCAAAUUGUGAAUACGACUAGAAUUUCUUCCAAUGCAACAGAAAAUGAGACAGAGAACGACCAGCCUCCCGCUACGAGAGGUGAUAGCAUGGUACUACAGGAUACAAUAGAAGAUUGUGAAAUUCAGAGUCCUGUCACUGAACAUAGUGGAUCAAUGAUGAGUAUUGAAGUAGAAACAUCGAGGGGUAAUAUAGUACAGGAUACAAUAGACGAUUGUGAAAUGGAGAGUCUUGAACAUAGUCGAUCAAUGAUGGGUAUUGAAGCACAAACAUCCAGGGAUAAUAAUAUAGUACAGGAUACAAUAGAGGAUUGUGAAAUGGAGAGUCCUGUCACUGAACAUAGUGGAUCAAUGAUGGGUAUUGAAGUACAAACAUCGAGGGGUAAUAAUAUAGUACACGAUACAAUAGAGGAUUGUGAAAUUCAGAGUCCUGUCACUGAACAUAGUGGAUAUUGGAUGGAUAUUGAAGUACAAACAUCCAGGGGUAAUAUAGUACAGGAUACAAUAGAGGAUUGUGAAAUUCAGAGUCCUGUCACUGAACAUAGUGGAUCAAUUAUGGGUAUUGAAGUACAAACAUCCAGGGGUAAUAUGGUACAUGAUACAAUUGAGGACUGUGAGAUUCAGAGCCCUGUCACUGAACAUAGUGGAUCAAUGAUGGCUGUUGAAGUACAAACAUCUAGAGAUAAUAUGGUACAGGACAGUACAAGUCUUGAUAUUCAGGAACAAAAUAAGAUAAGUGGAAUACAGCAUGGGAAAGAAAGCAGUACAAGUGGUGACACAAGUGAUGACACAAGAGGGUAUAGUAGUACUAAAGGAGAUUUCGUAGUACAACGUGGCAUGCGAACUCGUAGCAGGUGGCCUGAAAGUAAUUUGGACUUCAAUGAAGAUACUGAUAUGAAUGCACAGGGUUUAACUAUGACUAAAAGUGUACAAACGAGUACACUAUGUGACAGAGAGGUACAAACAGGUCCGGGCAAUGACAUGGCGGUACAGACGCGGGCUCAAUGUGAUAGCGAAGUACAGACAGGACCAAGUGAGAAUAUAGCGGUGCAAACGAAUACAACAGAUGAAAGAUCUGUCCAAACAAACACAGAUAAAGUCAUUGGGGUACAGACGAGUACAAGAGAUGACAGAGAGGUACAGACAAGUACCGGUAAGGAUAUAUCGGUACAAGCGAGUACAAAAGAUAAUAAUUACUCCCAAACUGAACCGAGUAGUGAUAUGGGGGUUCAAACGAGUACCAAAAGUGAUAGUCAGGCACAAACAGAUACAAUUAAUGAUAAGUCAAUACAGACGAGUGCUAAAGGUGAUAGAGAAGUACAAACAGAUACAAAUAAUGAUAUGUCAGUGCAGACGAGUAUAAGAAAUGAUGGUUAUUCCCAAACUCAACCCAGUAAUGAUAUGGGGAUUCAAACAAGUACAAAAGGUGAUAGCCAAGUACAAACAGAUACAAUUAAUAAUAUGGCGAUACAAACGAGUACAAGAGGUGAUAGCUCUGUACAAACAAGAACAAGUAGCGCUAUGGCAGUACAGAUAGGCAUGGGAGAUGAUACUGAAGUACAAAAAGAUACAAAUAAUGACACCAUGCUACAAUCGAGUACAAGAGGUGAUAGCAACGUUCAUAUGGGUACAAGUAGUGUUACAGAAGUAAGAAGUACAAGAGGUGAUAGUCAGAGACAAACGGGAACAGCUAAUGAUACAAUAGGACAAACGAGUGCAAGAGAUAAUAUGGCGCUGGAAGCAAGGAUAAGUAGUGUCACAGGAGUACAAACAAGAUCGACAGGUGAUAGCAGCCUACAAACAGGUACAAAUAGUGAUAUUAGAUUACAACCGAGUCACAACAGAAACCUUGUAGUUUGCUCUAACGACAAUACUCAAGGACGUAGUGGGAUAACGUAUGACUUUGGAGUACCUCACGAGCCUUUAGGGAUACAAGAAGAAACAACAAGGACCAUACCAAGACAAAGUGGGAUAAUUGUGAACAUUGGAGACAAUUUUAGCAACUCUAGAAGACAAACGCAGAGUCCGAGGAGACAGAGUAGGACAUCGAGUCCAUUUGAGGUGGUAACUGGAGACAUUAGGAUACCUAGUGGUACUCAUGAGGAUACAGGUGGUAGUACAGUGAUGAAUAUGAGUGGAUUGAGAAGAGUAUCUCAAGACAUAUCAGGUGAAGCAGGGACUUCAGGGGAGUUUAGUUCGAUACAAGUUGGAGUACAAAUUAACAGAGUUGGAAGUUCAGGCCACAGACGGGAAUGCGGGUUCAUGACGCUACAAGGAACGCCUUGCAGGCGUCGUGUUAGCACAGGGCGGUGUUAUAUACAUAAAUAUGCUAGACAAUAA
Molecule: messenger RNA, 5848 nt
Organism: Paramuricea clavata
Lineage: Eukaryota; Metazoa; Cnidaria; Anthozoa; Malacalcyonacea; Plexauridae
Source: the annotation of a GenBank genome assembly